Messenger RNA from Ornithodoros turicata, 2913 nucleotides. RefSeq names its product neuronal PAS domain-containing protein 2-like (gene Clk). NCBI's taxonomy places the organism in Eukaryota, Metazoa, Arthropoda, Arachnida, Ixodida, Argasidae. Gene Ontology annotation, molecular function: DNA-binding transcription factor activity, RNA polymerase II-specific; RNA polymerase II cis-regulatory region sequence-specific DNA binding; protein dimerization activity. Gene Ontology annotation, biological process: circadian regulation of gene expression; regulation of transcription by RNA polymerase II. Gene Ontology annotation, cellular component: nucleus; CLOCK-BMAL transcription complex; cytoplasm. The transcript is spliced from 15 exons. The record is from RefSeq and is a predicted model, not a curated record. Bases 1 to 2322 code for a protein of 773 amino acids.
AUGAAGAGAGCUUCAGAGCAACAAGCGCAGGGUGGCCAGCAGGGCGGAUCGAGUAGAAGGAAAAUGGAUGUGGCAGAAGAAAGUGACGCCGACGAGAAAGAUGAGACAAAGCGAAAGUCGAGAAACCUUAGCGAGAAGAAGCGCCGUGAUCAAUUCAAUGUCCUCAUCAACGAGCUCUGUUCCAUGGUGUCCACCACAUCACGGAAAAUGGACAAAUCCUCGGUGCUUCGGUCCACCAUCGCUUUCCUCAGGCAUCAUAAUGAAACAUCGGAGGAUUCCGAUUCACAGGACGCUCAAGACAGUUGGAAGCCACCCUUUUUGUCCAACGAAGAAUUUACGCAUCUUAUGCUCGAGUCUCUAGAUGGCUUCAUCCUAAUCUUAUCCUUAAACGGCCAAAUUAUGUACACAUCCGAAAGCGUCGCGUCACUACUGGGUUAUUUACCGCACGAUUUGCACAACACUUUCAUCCUCGACAUUGUGCACGCCAACAAUCAUGCUGCCGUGUGCGAUUUGUUGAGUUCAGCCAUGCCUGAACCUUCGAAACCCAAAACAGAUGCUUGUAUAUCUUUAGACGUGUACAUGAAACGCGGUAGUUUAGGCUCAUCAGAUUCAACUGCUUACGAGCCGGUAAAUAUCAAGGGAACCUUUCUUACCGUUUCAGGGGACGGGGGCAAUCUCUCGAACCCAGAGUGCGAUUCUCAAAGCUGCAGCAGCGUCUGUUCUCCAAGGGCUAUGGUUGGGUCCGCUGAAACGACACCUUGCUUCGUGGCUACGGUUCGUAUGCAGACGCCUCAGUUGUUACGCGAACUCAUCCUGUGCGAUGGCUCCAAGAACGAAUUCACUUCUCGUCAUAGUAUGGAGUGGAAGUUUCUCUAUCUGGACAACAGGGCUCCUCCCAUCAUUGGCUAUCUUCCAUUCGAACUACUCGGAACGUCAGGUUACGACUACUACCACGUCGAUGACUUGGAGAAAGUAGCGGCAGGACAAGAAGCAUUGAUGCAAACGGGAGAAGGAACUUCGUGUCAGUAUCGUUUUCUGACCAAGGGUCAACAGUGGAUCUGGCUGCAGACCCGAUACUACAUUACUUAUCAUCAGUGGAGCUCGAAGCCGGAGUUCGUGGUCUGCACUCAUACCGUCAUCAGCUACGACGAAGACUGGAGCGGCGUAAAAGCAGAAGCCAUGACGCCUUCUUCAUCUCAGCUUCCCGGCACACAUGUCUCGCAUCAUAGUUCCAGAGUGUCUUCUGCGCCUUCCGUCAGUUCCAGGGACGAAAGCAUGUCGCCUAACCUGUCUGAGAAGUCAGCAAGCUUAGCGCCGAGCACUUCGGCAGCCCUCGCCAAGCGCAAGGCACAAGAGGAGCGCGUCAACGUAUCAUCCAAUCGCCUGUCCCUUCCCUUCCCGGAGAACUCUUGCGUCUCCAAAGAAUCGCCUUCCUCGGCUCAGAGGGCGCCCUCAGCGUCUGUGUCACCUUUCCUUGAGCCUUCGCAGCCACCUCCUACGCAGCAGACUGCCCGAGAACCGGUGCCAGAGGCUACUCCCCCGCCAGACGUGACCGUGUCAGAGCCUCCCGUGCCUUAUUCAGCAGCCCCCUGCCAUACUCCUCUGCUAACCUUGACAGCACUGCAACCCGUUGCUGCAACCUUCAAUCCCGGUAGCUCCAUGGUCCACGGUGGUCCCGGUGCGGUGCAGAUGCUACAGACCUCGCAGCCGUCUCCCGUGAUGUCGACCAAUAUGGGCCUGUCGGAACCUGGCCACUACCAGGAGUACCUGCGCAGAAGGCACCAGCUGCUCCAACAGCAGAUCCUCAAGCAGCAGGAAGAACUCAAGAGAGUGUCGGAGCAACUCAUGCUCGUCCAAUUCAUCACUCCUACGCUUGCUGCUGUGACGGCAACACCUGCACCGCUGUACACCUUCUCUGUGCCGACGUCUACAGUCACCAGGCUGGCAGCGGACGUGCCCCAUGGCUUGCCGGAGCAGACUUCGCCGUACCUCUUGUCUACGCCACAGACCCAACAGCAGACGAUACACCAGCAACAAAUGCAGCAACAAAUGCACCAACAGCAGAUGCAUCAACAACAGAUGCAGCAGCAGUUUCACCAGCAGCAGUUACAGCAACAACAGCCGAUGCACCAGCAGCCGCAGCCUACUCUGCAGAGGACUACUACUGGACAGCUGCAGACAGCAAUGAACACCAUGCAGCCCGGACCCAUGACUCCGGUCUACCCUCUGCAGCUGCCUCAAGACCAAAUGAUAUUUACGCCAAGUUUUAGCACAAACACAGAUUUCUUUUUUGGAAAUACGAACAAUGGGAGCUGUCAGUGACAACGCAGAUCUGUUAUUUCCACGAAUGACAGCGUUGUGGCGAGAAGGUGAGAAAGUUAGGUGGGGAGUGCAGACCUUGGAGCCACAAAUGACUAGAAUCCUUAAGGCGAAGGGUGCAUUGUCUCAGACGCGAGGCCGACGUCUUCACGCUUUGACAUGACAUUUCAAAGAGGCUGAUCAAUCUGCUGGCAGUUGGCGAUGUCACACAGGUUACGAGAACGGCGGCUUCAAGCAAGAACGGCAAUAUAACGCUGACACAGCGCUCCAGCCUGUGAGAGGAAUAAUAAUUUGACGUCCGAAAUCACGCGAAGUUUUUGCAUCAACGGGAGAGAUGUGGUUCGGCUGCCAAUGGCGGCAUUGGCCAUGCAUGAUGGUGAGGCGCUUCGUAUACGUGCGCCUGUGAAACAAGCGGUACAGAUAUCUUGCCCGUGAAUUUAGUAGGUACAAUGCAUUGUUAGGCCUAUUGUGCUGGCUGACGUUCGUCAGGUUCGGGGAGUGUAACCCAUGUGUACCUUUUGAGGGUAAUUCGACUCCCGCUUCUGGCGGUACGAAUCCGUUACUAAAACCGUUAGAAGAUUUAGAGUGUAAAGG